AUGGAUUCAGGUAUUGAUGAGGCUACUGUUGAAGACAGCCACAGUCCAGAAUCCCUAGAACAUGAGUCUGAGUCUCUCAAGUUACAGCAAGCCAGUCUGGAUAACAAGUGUGCUGAUUGGAAGUCAAUGAGUUUCAGUGCAAUACCGCUGCAGCGCAAACCCAUUAAUGCUAAUGUAGAGAUGGAGCCAGUCAGCCCGAGUCAAGGAUUCAGGCCAUCAAAUCUGCAAGGCAUUGAUGAGGUUACUGUUGAAGACAGCCACAGUCCAGAAUCCCUAGAACACGAGUCUGAGUCUCUCAAGUUACAGCAAGCCAGUCUGGAUUACCACUGUGCUGAUUUGAAGUCUAGGAGUUUCAGCGCAAUACCGCUGCAGUGCAAGCCCAUUGAUGCUGAUGUAGAGAUGGAGCCAGUAAGUCCAAGCCAUGUAUUCAGACCAUCGACUCAUCAAGGUGUGGAUGAGACUACUGUUGAAGACAGCCACAGUCCAGAAUCCCUGGAACACGAGUCUGAGUCUCUCAAGUUACAGCAAGCCAGUCUGGAUUACAACUCUGAUUUGAAGUCAGUGAGUUUCAGCGCAAUACCUCUGCAGUCCAAGCCCAUUGAUGCUGAUGUAGAGAUGGAGCCAGUCAACCCGAGCCAUGGAUUCAGGCCAUCAAAUCCGCAAGGUAUUACAAAGAUUAGCAUAAACUCGAUCAGCAUUAUGGCAGAAGAGACAGUUGACCUAACAACUAUCCCAGAAAGCACCAGGUCUGGUGAAACCAGAUGGAGAGUAUGGGAGAAGUCAAGAAAGGCACCAAUAGUAACAGAUGCAACGUUGGUAUUCCGAAGGCAGAGAAUUAUUCCUGACAGUGACUACAUCAUCACUAAAACAAACAACUUAGUAAAGAUACCACCACAGAGUCUGGUGACAAAGCUAAGAGCAGAAUUACUAUCCAUGAAAGAUCACGUAUUAGUAUGGGAUGGCUAUGGUGUUUUUGACUGGAACGCAUUGAAUUCACUGAACAAUUUGUAUGAAGAGAAAUUAGUUGCUAAGGAAGUGCAAGAAGAGUUUGCCUGGAUAAGGAAUCAAAGUGUGGAGACAACGGGUAUAAAUCAGUUCAUGUUUAAGGUGUGGCAUGAUAAGGUCUCCAACAAAGACAGAGAGUCAAUUCUGUGCAACAGGCUACUGACAGAUGGACUGAUUCAAGAAGUGUUGGAUAUUUGUAACGAGAGAAGCACAGAAGCAGAUGGCAGAAAACAGUUCCUUAUUCUGAACAACUUGGGAGAUAGUAUCGUGAAAGAAAGAACAACAAGUGUACAUAUUGUAAUAAACGUAACCCGCAAGAAGUCUAAUGUAUAUGUUACUCCUGCGACAGAAAAGGAUAGUCAUUGGACUUACCUAUGUGUAAAUUGUGAAACCAAUACAGCCAUUUACAAUGAUUCUCUAGGAUGGGAUAUUCCAGUGGACUUAAAACAAAGAUUAUCUUGUAUUUUUAGUGAUGUUAGAGGAAUGGCAAUAAAGGCACUUCAUGAACCAGGUCAAACAUUGAAACACAUAUGUUCUGCAAACUGCAGCAAGUAUGCCCCGUUUCAAAGCUGUGGUAGUGUUUGUGGCGUUGCUGCACUAAGUCUGUGCAUUCUUAGUUUUAACGAAGUCCUGUGGGAAAAAACAGUAACAAGUGAAAACUGUGAAAUAGAUGACAAGAGCGUACUUAGUUUGAUAAGAAAUCCAACAAGAUUUUCUGAUGAGCUUCGGAUGACUAUAAUGUCUUGUCUUGAACGAAGGGAUAUAGCUUUGGAUGUUUUAAAAGAAUUUGCCCAAAAUGCCUCAACAACCUCAAACAAACAAGUUUAUACUAAAAGUCCUUGUGAAACCAUUAUUAAAAAAGACACAGGGAAGGAAACACUUAAAAUUGAUAUGAGCGACCUAAUACAAAGUGCUUUAAAGCGUAAGCAUGCUAAAGACAGUAAAGAAAAAGUAAAAAAAGUGAAAAAGAUGCUGAUGAAACAAAAAGAUACAAAAACUGUCCAAGAAAUUCCUAAAGUUUUGAAAAUAUCAGAACAUUUUCAAAAUCUUAAUUCAGAAUGCACUGACCAAAGACAGAAUUCAGAUAUUAACAAUACAGAUUCAGCUGAAAACAAAAUAGAACAUCCUGAAAAGUGUAUUCAGGAGAAAAUAAAAACAAAUAUAUAUGAUAAGGACCGGCAUGAUGUGAACAUACCAGAACUGGAAGUCAGUGGAACUGGGAAUAAUAAUCACUGUACUGAAAAGCAAGCUCCAUUAAAUAUGUUUGAAAAAAAGCUGUUAAAAAAAGUUUUGAAAAGAAAGAAGGACAAGAAAGAGCCAAAAAAAUCCAAGGAAAAAAGUAGAAAAUUAAACCAUACUAUUAAGUCUCUUUUUGUAAAGAUGAAGAAUUCUAAGGUUACUUCUGAAUUAGGAAAGAAAGAUACUUAACUCUAAACUUUUACAGACUUUGUAUACACAAAAGGAUUGCCAUUCAAGGGUCUCUCAAGAAAGUUUUACAAGAGUAUUGGCAGAAACAUUGGUAAAAAUAUUAAAAGAAACACAAACCGAGUAAAUAACCCGAUUAUUGAAGCAGAGGGAAAAGUGGUUGGACUAAAAAGACCGAGUCAAGAAGGAUUUAUAAAUAAAAGUGCACCUACAGUGUUAAGUAAAGAAACAGUAAGUCAGGUGGAGGAAUUUAUGAAUGAAAAUGGCCCACUUAUCAAAACACAGAGUGUAUGUGACUUUUACCAGUCUUUAAAAGAAUCAAAAUGCAGACUUAUGUCAAGUGAACUGAUAGAGAAACUUAGUAAGUACAUAGAUAUAAAACAAAUAUAUGUAAAUGGAACUGAAUUCCAUUUUGUAGGUACAGUUACAGUUAUUUGCUUGAAUCAUGUUUGUGAAUCUCAAAACUACAAUUUCAAGUGAAUAUUAUUAUAUAUUUAUUGGAGGCUGAAGAACAGUGCCCAAUUAGUUUCUAUUCAAUAGCAAAAUAAAUCUAUAAAAAUUCAGUCAUUAGUUUGACUUCUAAUAUGGGUAUCCAAAACCCUAAUGUCAUACAAAAGGCUGCUUUGCAUAUUGUCUUAAAAUUUUUGAGAUUGCUUCUUAACACACUGUUUUGAUUUUCUAUCCAUAUUAUUCAGUUUUUGUUUCAAGUUUGUUUAUUUUGCAAUGUUUGUUUAUUUUGCAAAUGUCAAGCAUAGAAUGAUAUAUACUAAUAAUGCUUAGUAUGGAAGUGGUGAAAAAUUUAUAGUUGCUAGGCAACAGAACAUAGGUUGUAAUUUUUUUGUGGAUAUUGUUUUGCUUUAAUUCUUGUUAGAUUCUGAACACUCAGUUAUAUGAAAAUACUAUGUUGUUGAGGGUUUUUAAAAAGAUGAUUAAAACAUUAUAACUGUGAUUUGAAGUCACUGUUAAAUUCUGUUUGCAAAUGCAGUUUUAUGGAAUGAUUUUUUAGCUUGACUAUCCGAAGAAUAAGUAGAGCUAUCCUACUCGCCAUGGUGUCGGCGUCACACCUUGGUUAAGUUUUUCGUACAAGUCCACUUUUUGACAGUCUUUUGAGAUAAAGCUUUGAAACUUUCAACACUUGUUUACCAUCACCAUGGCCAGUUAUAGGCAAGAGCACAUAACUCCAUCAAGGAUUUUGGCUGAAUUAUGGCCCCUAUUGACUUAGAAAUCAUGGUUAAGUUUUUCGUACCAGUUCAUAUUUUGACAAAGUCUUUCGAGAUAAAGCUUUAAAACUUUCAACACCUGUUUACCAUCAUCAUGUCCAGUUAUAGUCAAGAAUACAUAACUCCAUCAAGGAUUUUGGCUGAAUUAUGGCCCCUUUCUACUUAGAAAUCUUGGUUAAGUUUUUCGUACCAGUUCAUAUUUUGACAAAUUCUUUUGAGAUAAAGCUUUGAAACUUUCAACACCUGUUUACCACCACCAUGUCCAGUUAUAGGCAAAUGUACAUAACUCCAUCAAGGAUUUUGGCUGAAUUAUGGCCCCUUUCUACUUAGAAAUCUUGGUUUAGUUUUUCGUACCAGUUCAUAUUUUGUUUAAAGUGUUUGACAUAUGGCUUUGAAACUUUUAUCUUUUGUUCAGUAUAAUAGUCUCUAUCUGUAGGAAAGAGUACAUAACUCUGUCAUCUAUUUUGGCUGAAUUAUUAUGUCUCCCCCAGGAGACAUAUUGUUUUUGCCCUGUCCGUCCGUCCGUCUGUCCGUCCGUCCGUCCGUCCGUACGUCACACUUCAUUUCCGAGCAAUAACUGGAGAACCAUUUGACCUAGAACCUUCAAACUUCAUAGGGUUGUAGGGCUACUGUAGUAGACGACCCCUAUUGUUUUUGGGGUCACUCCGUGAAAGGUCAAGGUCACAGGGGCCUGAACAUUGAAAACCAUUUCCGAUCAAUAACUAGAGAACCACUUGACCCAGAAUGUUGAAACUUCAUAGGAUGAUUGGCCAUGAAGAGUAGAUGACCCCUAUUGAUUUUGGGGUCACUCCGUCAAAGGUCAAAGUCACAGGGGCCUGAACAUUGAAAACCAUUUCCGAUCAAUAACUAGUGAACCACUUGACCCAGAAUGUUGAAACUUCAUAGGAUGAUUGGUCAUGAAGAGUAGAUGACCCCUAUUGAUUUUGGGGUCACUCCGUCAAAGGUCAAGGUCACAGGGGCCUGAACAUUGAAAACCAUUUCCGAUCAAUAACUAGAGAACCACUUGACCCAGAAUGUUGAAACUUCAUAGGAUGAUCGGUCAUGAAGAGUAGAUGACCCAUAUUGAUUUUGGGGUCACUCCGUCAAAGGUCAAGGUCACAGGGGCCUGAACAUUGAAAACCAUUUCCGAUCAAUAACUAGAGAACCACUUGACCCAGAAUGUUGAAACUUCAUAGGAUGAUUGGUCAUGAAGAGUAGAUGACCCCUAUUGAUUUUGGG
Molecule: messenger RNA, 4889 nt
Organism: Mercenaria mercenaria
Lineage: Eukaryota; Metazoa; Mollusca; Bivalvia; Venerida; Veneridae
Exons: 6
Coding region: 1-2433 (810 amino acids)
Source: RefSeq, a predicted model, not a curated record